AUCAAUGUAAAAAGAAUUUUAACACAGAGAUAAACUGGAUUAUGAUAAUAAUAGCUUCACAUAGUAGCGCACUGACUGGAACAUUGCCCUGCAUUGCAAUAUAAUGUAGUGCUUGCAUUUUGUUGAUGUGCUAUUCUGGUCAGAAUUACAAUCUUGUUUCGGAAAUACAACGAAGUUUUUUAUGCAGCAAUUUGAAUCGUACAAUUUCAGAAGAGAUAAAUCAUACUAGUAGUAGAUACCUCGUUUUAUCUCAAAUAAACUAUUAUGCAUGUUAUAAGCUGUGGACAGUAAUCUCCGAAGGGGUACUCAGAGGUGACUCGCAAGCGACCCACCCGUUUUUUCGGUGUACAUUUGUAUACUCAAAUGAUAGGUCGCGAGCAGUAUCGCAGUUUUAGAAUGUGUACAAUGUACUUAGAGUACACAUCUCUAGGAUCUACAUGUGCACUGCAUUGUGCAGGUGUCCUCACGAUGUUUUCCUUCACCGUAGUACCACUUUUUAUCAGUGAACUUAAAUUCAUUAAUUGAAAAGAUUGAAUUUGGUUCGGGCGUGUGCCCGGAUUCGAACCACAACCUCUAGAAUGAGAGGCAUAGAGCUAAUCCGUUAUGCUACCAUAGGUCAAAUACACUGUACUGGCACAUAAUCAGAAAUAGGUAAGUACAUCAUUUUUAUUACAAACAUGAUUAUUUUAUAAAAUUAAUUAUAUCCAAUCACAAGCAAAUCCAAAUGAACUACUAGUGUUGACUAAAUAUCGUAUUACAAUUUAAAAGAAACUUAAUCAGAGUCAUCAUUUCAUUUCCCAUAAUUUUGGUAAAAUGCUAACUUGCAGUAUACAUGAUCAACUUUUCUUUGUGUGAGUGAAAAUAAUCAUAUCGAUCGAUUGAUUUAAAUUUGACGGAAAUCAAAAGAAAAAUUAUAUUUCAUCAGCGAAGUGCACAGUGAUCGGUGCUCGACGUCUUCCCUCUCCAUUACCUACCAGUUACGAGAAAAAAUGUCUGACGGUGAGGGAUUUUAUUCUUCCGAGGAAGAACUGCCACGGCGUCGUCCCGUGAAGCCUGCAGCGCUGAGCGCCGCGCCGAGCACGUCUACUGCUCCCGCCCCAACUCCAUCCGGCUCAAGGAAGCGGAAGACUAAAGCUUCCGAAUCCGCUUCCGAAAGUAGAGCAGCAAUCAAUAAGGGCAAACAAAAAAUUGACCUGGCGACAUACAAUCGUCGCAAAGCAACUGUGGCGGCGCUGUUCGGUGGGUCGGAUGACGAGGCGGAGGCUGCAGCGGCACUGAACAACCCGAUUCAAGAGCUGGAGAGCAGCUUAACCCGAAAAGUUGGGGAUGGGUCGUUGCGGCGAACCGCAAAAUUAGACGGAAGCCUGUUCUGCGAACUUCGUGUUUACGAAGUUCGCGAUAUUAAAAACAUAUCCCCACGGGACCGGUGGACCAAAGCGUACACCAGUCUUAAGUAUCAAUUCGAUUAUGAUAGUCCGGAAUGGACUAACAUAAUUGAUUUUAUUCGGGUUGCGAAGACCCGAUUUACACAGGAGCCAAUAUACUAUCCGAAUAAGAAGUAAAUCUUAGUUGGAUAGUAUAUGUUUCAGAAAAUCGAAUUAAAGUUAAUCGUCUUUAAAAAUAAAAACUACAAAAUAUGUUUAAAUUAUUAAAUAUUGUUCGUUGCUAAUUUAUUUAAUUUAAAUAUUAAUUAAAUUUUACCUUACAUAUUUUACAGAUACCUAAUAUUUUUUAUCGAUGAUUAACUUUAUUUAGGCUUUCUGAAACCGGCACCUAACUAGGUUAUAGCGGUAUACCAAAUACCUUAUUUUUAACUACUUUAUCUUACUGAAAAUAUAUAAUAAAAUAUAAUAUAACUUAA
Messenger RNA from Plutella xylostella (diamondback moth), 1861 nucleotides. RefSeq lists its product as uncharacterized. The record is from RefSeq and is a predicted model, not a curated record. NCBI's taxonomy places the organism in Eukaryota, Metazoa, Arthropoda, Insecta, Lepidoptera, Plutellidae.